Phragmites australis (common reed) is the source of this 1648-nucleotide messenger RNA. RefSeq names its product E3 ubiquitin-protein ligase SGR9, amyloplastic-like. Bases 231 to 1094 code for a protein of 287 amino acids. The record is from RefSeq and is a predicted model, not a curated record. NCBI's taxonomy places the organism in Eukaryota, Viridiplantae, Streptophyta, Magnoliopsida, Poales, Poaceae. The transcript has a single exon.
UCCACUUGGUGAAGAUCUUUCGGCUCGGCGAACCCCAAUUGUCCCACAUCGGCAGUGAUCAGCUCUCAGUUCGAGUCCAUCUAGCUAGAUUUACACAAGUUCCGAGACGCGCUCCCUUGCCCUCCAAAACCCGAGCAUAAAUACCGACACCCGCAAAAAGAGUAGCAUUUCCCACCAUCUCACUCCACUGUCCACUCCACUCUGCUCCAGCUCACUCCUCGGAUCCCGAUAUGGAGGCCAGCUACAGCCAGUCGCCGCCGACGCCGUCCUCGUCGGAAACUCUAAUGGCCGCGCUCCUCGCCGUCCCGGCCGCGCAGCUCCCCUCCCUCGCGCGGGCGCUGGGCGCCGACGCACGCCGGCUGCGGUGCCGCCUCGCGUUCCUCCUCCUCUCCCCGCCGCACUUCGCCCGCGCGCUCGCGCGGCUCCGCUCCAUGCCGCUCCCGGCCAAGGCCAAGCUGCUCGGCCGCGUCCUCCUCCGCUCCCUCCUCCUGCUCCUCCCGGGGCUCUGCCCCGAAGGCUACGGCGGCGGCUCCCUCCACCACCUCCACCUCCCGCACCCCGACCUCGACGCCGCGCUGCUGCUCCUCGCCAUGUGCGACUCCUACUCCCCGGCGGCCUCGUCCCCUUCCCCCGUCGACUGGCGUGCGGUGAUCGUGGACGACGUGGUGGCGUCCGCGCUCUCCGUCUCUGGCCUCGGCGCCACGCCCUGGGCCGCGCUCGCCCCUUACGUCGACGCGGCCGCCAAGUGCCGCCGCUUCGCGGACGUCGUGUCGGAGGACCGCGCUGCGGUUGGUGGCAUCGGGAAGGAGGGCGAGGGGAGCAGGGGCGCGUCGUACGCGGCCGUGCUGGCGCUGCCCCCUGUGGCGGGGGACGGGGCGCCGUGCGCGAUCUGCCGGGAGGAGAUGGCGCCCGGCCCGCGCGGCGUGUGCGCGCUGCGGCCGUGCGGGCAUCGGUUCCACUGGCACUGCGCGCUACGAUGGCUCGCGCGGCGCAACACCUGCCCGUGCUGCCGCGCCGAGCUGCCCUCGGAGGACCCGGUAGCGGAGACGCGGCGGCUGUGGCGGGCCGUGGAGAGGAUGGCACGCGGCGGGUGAAGUGUACACACAUGAUCGAUGGGACGCGCGCGUUUGGGUGUUUUUGUGUGUCUCGGUACGUAGUUGCAAGCACUGGUGUCAGAUUCUUGGACGGCGAUGGCUGUGUACGUGGUGGGCCUAUGGUGCAUACUGAAUAAUGGUGUCGAAUUAUUUCUGUGUGAUAAAUAAAACGUGAUUAAGUUGCAUUGGCUGUCUGCUUGCAAACUGUUUGGCAUCCAAGAACCUUGAGCAGAAGGCGAAUGAUGUGGUUAACUUUCUGUACUAUCAGCUUUGGUGUGGGUCAGACUUAGGGCUGUUGGUGUGGGUCAGACAGUCAGACCGUCAGACUAGACUUCAGAGGUUAAUAGUAAAGGAAAGAUUGGGAAGAAGAUAGGUAUCGUCGUUUUGAAGCCUAAUCGCGGCUUUUUAGGCUUUUUGGUGAUCAUGUAUUCGUGUGAGCGCCGGCAUGUUAUAGUGGCAAUGGCAGUGCAUCACGAACAUCUGGAUAAGAGAUCUGGAUGAUCAAGAUGCUCUAGGCCGAUGGACCCACGUGUCUAUCGUAGGUCUGUAACGAU